UGUGGCGCGGUGCGCAUCGGGAAAGCGGCGGGAGGAUCCGGCCCUCGGCUGCAGCGCGAGCCAUGGUGGGUGGCGAGGCGGCUGCAGCGGUGGAGGAGCUGGUUUCCGGGGUGCGGCAAGCGGCCGACUUCGCCGAGCAGUUCCGCUCCUACUCUGAGAGCGAGAAGCAAUGGAAGGCCCGCAUGGAAUUCAUCUUGCGCCACCUGCCUGAUUACCGCGACCCGCCCGACGGCGGCGGCCGCCUGGACCAGCUGCUGUCCCUCUCCAUGGUCUGGGCCAACCAUCUUUUCCUGGGCUGCAGUUACAAUAAAGACCUUCUAGACAAGGUGAUGGAAAUGGCUGAUGGUAUUGAAGUGGAAGACCUGCCACAGUUUACUACCAGAAGUGAAUUAAUGAAAAAGCAUCAAAGCUAAGGAGAAGAUGUAUCACAUUUUCAUCAUGGGCCACAGGCUUAGAGAGGAGGCUGGAAUGAAUGUGACAGUGACCACAGCAGCUCUAGACUCCUGGUUAGAGGCAGUUGGAAUGAAAAAGGAAUCUGUCUAGAUUGGCUUAUAGAAGUCAUUAUUCUUCCAGUAGCUACCACUGUAAAAGUAUGCAUGGAUAUUUAUGUAUUUAUAAAUCAUGCACUCCAAGAUGAUUUCGUCAACAUCAUAUAAGCCUUUGUUCAAGAUGUCCUUUUUUUGUAAAUGUUGUAAUAGUGGCAGGUAAUGAAUUUUAUAGUUUGGAUUUUCAACAGUAUACCUGUAAGUGUGAUUCUGGUUUUUUUUUUUUUUUUUUUUUUUUUUUGCCUUUUAUUCUGACUAAGGCAAAUCAGAUCUUUUAUUUCCUUAUUUCUACAUGAAAUUCCUUAUUUAUACCAUACUAUUCUUCACUGUCAUUAUAUACCUAUCUUUGUGUAGAAAAUGAGAAUCACAUUGUGGGCUAAGGUACUCAUGAGCUAGCUAGCUCAUGGGAAGAGGCAGUUUACAAUAAAGUAUCUGGCUGCCCA
Molecule: messenger RNA, 988 nt
Organism: Ictidomys tridecemlineatus (thirteen-lined ground squirrel)
Lineage: Eukaryota; Metazoa; Chordata; Mammalia; Rodentia; Sciuridae
Gene: Xtbd1
Product: CDKN2A interacting protein N-terminal like
Source: RefSeq, a predicted model, not a curated record